UGAAAAACCUUUAAUAGUGCAAAGGUAAGUUGUAGGUAAACAAAAAACAACAACAAAACUUUAAAAAAACAUGUAAAUUUCAUAGAAAACAGGCCUUUUUCAGGGCUCAAGUAAUUGGUUUACGCAUAGUUUUUUAUGCAGCAAUGGAAGUGAAUGAAGCCUUGGACGUUAAUGCAAAUAAUUCCUACAUGUGUCCCAACAUCUGUCUGUGCAAAGGUUGCAGUGUCAAAGUGUGUUACUACACCUCUAAUGUAUUAGGACAAGACUGUACUGCAGGAAGUAGUGCUGUAUAUUGCUAUCACACACAAUGGUGAGAAAAGAAAGACAGGCAGGUUGGUCAAGAUAAUGAGCCAAAACAUGCAAAACAUAUAUGAUGAGAGACUAGCAGACUUAAACUCCAGGCUUAAACCAUGGAGCUGGUUUGACAUGAACUGGACAGAAGGUGAAAGCAAGACAAACGACAAGUGCAGCACAUUCAUGGAAACUCAGCAACAGUGUAUUAUAAAGAGUACGGUCUAGACCUGCUCUAAAGGUGCCUCGUUAUCACUUCUGUUGUGAUUUGGUGUUAUAUAAAUAAAAAAUUGAUUUCACUUGACUUGGACAGUGUUGAGACAAACUUUCUGAACAAUAUUUGAUGCAUUGUAGAAUCACAAGUGAGCUCAGCUGCUGAAUUAGUCAAAAAUGUGUUUUAGCAAGUAGAUUCCAUGACUCCUUGUUUUUAAAUAUCAACCUGCUUAUUUGAUCUAUGAUUUAAUUUCAGAAAAACUGAGACACUGAAUUGUGUAAAUUUAAACAACAGCUGGAAAAGCUGAGGUGUCCUAAAACUUUUGUUCAGUAAUGUUUCAGCAAUUAGAAUAUUAUCCCCAUCCCUGGCCUAUGUGUGUAUAUGUAGCACAAUAUUGGCUUAUAAUGGUUUAUUUUCUAUUUUCUCAUUCAACGUUACAUUUCUCUAUUCAUUUUGCAUUAAGGUUAAGUGGGACAACUCGCCUGGAGGGUAGUUUGCCACCACAGAGCGCCAGUUCCUGUCUGUGUCUGAUGUUACCUGGGCUACAGACUCCACAGACUAUUUGGCUCAGCAGGUGUACGCCGGCUGGCUAAAGAAACUCACCGUACUUUCCGCGCAGGUGACCCAGCAGCCACUAGGAGCGUCAUUGCCAACGUUAUAAAGCGCACAGGUGGUGGCUGAUUGCGUACAUUGCUGAUAAGCCGUGAUGAAAUGUUUGCUGCGGUUUAAUACUCUGUGAUUUAGCUGCUACUUCUCCGUUUGACGAGGUUCACCGCAGGCAUGAGUGGAGGAUCAGGAACCCCUUACAUCGGCAGUAAAAUAAGUUUGAUUUCCAAGGCACAGAUUCGUUAUGAGGGAAUAUUGUCCUCUGUCGACACAGACAGGUCCACGGUUGCUUUAGCCAAAGUUAAAUCCUAUGGGACAGAGGACCGACACACUGAUAGACCAGUGCCACCAAAAGAUGAAAUUUAUGAAUACAUAAUUUUCAGAGGAAGUGACAUCAAGGAUAUCACUGUGUCAGAACCACCAAAACCACACCAUGGUCUGCCUCGUGACCCUGCUAUUGUGCAGUCAUCCAUUGGCAGCUCCUCUGCUGCGUAUCACCCACGAUGGAGUCCAUACAGGGACAUGAUGCCCACCUACAACCAGCUGGCAGCUAGCUCUCUACUCAACCAGCAGUACAAUGCAGCACUGGGCCUAGUACCAGGACUUCAUGGCAUCCCAGCCAGAAGGGCCCCCAUGGUCGAGCAGGCUGUCCAGACCAUGCCACUGGCCGGUGCUACCCAGAGAAGGGGAAAGACAUCAACCCAGCCGCAGAGCAGACAGCCUGUCCGCCCGGCCCAGCGCUCAGGCCGGGAUGGUUCCCAGUUUCAGAAGGAGAAUGUACCCACCAGUUUAGAUCGGGCGUCAGCUCAGCCAACUGCAGUCAAGAUUCAAAACCAGAGUACUGAGAACCAGAAGCAAAGGCAAAAACAAGGCGGUCGCAGGUCCAGGAACCGAAGCAGAGGCCAACUUCUUGUGAAAAACUCAAAGGCUACAACUUUGCAGUUUGAGUCAGAUUUUGAUUUUGAAACUGCAAACGCUCAGUUUAAAGAUGACCUUACAAAGGAGGUUGUAGUUGAAAAAGUGGAUUCUGCAGAGGCCCCAGAGAGUCAGGGUAUGGAGGAGGAGGAGGAAACUGUCGGUGAUAAGUACUACGACAAAGCCAAAUGCUUCUUUGACAACAUCUCAUCAGACCUUAAGCCCAGGAGAACCACGUGGGCAGAGGAGAAAAAGUUGAACAUGGAAACGUUUGGAGUGCCUGGUCGCUUCCUGAGAGGCCGAGGAUUCAGAGGCCGGGGACUCAGGGGGCAGAGCACCGCUGAGCAGCGACCCCUCCCAAAAGUUGGUAGUGGGAGGGUUUGAAGG
This is a messenger RNA of Seriola aureovittata, 2413 nucleotides long. RefSeq names its product protein LSM14 homolog B-like. Gene Ontology annotation, molecular function: mRNA binding. Bases 1286 to 2410 code for a protein of 374 amino acids. The transcript has 8 exons. Lineage: Eukaryota; Metazoa; Chordata; Actinopteri; Carangiformes; Carangidae. The record is from RefSeq and is a predicted model, not a curated record.